Grus americana (Whooping crane) is the source of this 994-nucleotide messenger RNA. RefSeq names its product membrane-anchored junction protein-like. Bases 107 to 994 code for a protein of 295 amino acids. The record is from RefSeq and is a predicted model, not a curated record. Gene Ontology annotation, cellular component: nuclear inner membrane. NCBI's taxonomy places the organism in Eukaryota, Metazoa, Chordata, Aves, Gruiformes, Gruidae. The transcript is spliced from 10 exons. Gene Ontology annotation, molecular function: DNA binding. Gene Ontology annotation, biological process: homologous chromosome pairing at meiosis; meiotic attachment of telomere to nuclear envelope.
GGUAAUCUUCUCUUCUUGUCCGACAGAAUGAGAUCUGGUGAAGGCGCUUUGUGAUUUCCCUUUGACUCUCCUGCUUCCCGGGGCUGGCGUUCUGCGAGAAAGAAAGAUGUCGCUGAAACCAUUUACCUAUCCGUUGCCUGAAACAAGGUUUCUUCAUGCAGGCAGGCUGGUGUACAAAUUGAAAAUCCGGUAUGGCAACUUCAACAGCGCUCCUGAUCUCAACGGCACUGAAAGUGCUGUCAAGGAGUUAGAGGAAGCAAUUCGAGUAAUCCUUGGGAAUCUUGGCGAUUUGCACCCAUUUUCUACCGAGCACUUCACUAUCUUUCCGUAUUUGAGUAAAUGGGAGAGAGUAUCAAAGAUGAGAUUCAAACACGAGAACGUCCAUCUUGUGCCUUAUCCCUACGUUUGCACUAUGUAUCUAGAACUCAACUCCUUUCAGCAAAACGUAUCUUGUGGUAAAGAAGCAACCAAGGGCAGCGAUGAGCUGGUCAAGAGAAGAAAUGAAGUGUCAGAAGGUACUGCAGUGGGAGAAGCGGUGAAGAGGAGAAGAGCAGAGGUCGGAGCAGAGACCUCAUGUCCACAGCCAGGACUACGUAGAACUGGAGCCGAGUGUGUUCGCCAUACGAGUAAAGCAAAGCAUGGGUUGGAAACGAAUUCCUCCAAAGAAAAUGAGUGUGAGUUUAGUCCGGCAUCCCUUACUGUGGGCUGUAACCAAGGCAGUUUCUGGGGACCUGUGGAACCUAACCUUGAACAAAGAACAGCAGCUGGUCGGGCUGAGGGUGCAAUGCAGCUACUGCAGCAAAGGGACCAAAUGAUACCCAAAGGAAACGUGGAGCCAGAAGGAAGAGGUCUCUCAAAGUUCUGGAGAAGGUGCAACAUUCCUCAGAAAUGUUGGUCUUCUGAGCUGUCUUUGGGAAAAAAGCUGCUCACGGGAGGGGGGUUACUGACCUCAGCUGGGGAGUGCCACCUCCACCUCGAUUUUCUAAAGGACUGA